Messenger RNA from Pelodiscus sinensis (Chinese soft-shelled turtle), 1824 nucleotides. NCBI's taxonomy places the organism in Eukaryota, Metazoa, Chordata, Testudines, Trionychidae. The record is from RefSeq and is a predicted model, not a curated record.
ACUGACUGAGAACCAUGAAAAGAGUCUUCAGCAUGAAGGACUGGAGCAAGUGGCUCCACAUGGGAUGUUAUUGGGAAGAUCUGAGGGGCAUGUUUCCCAGAUACCUGAGCAGGGAGAGACCAGUGAGAGUCAGCGUAGCUCAGAAAGGCAACAGAGAAACCAUCCAGAGAAGGGACAGGGAAAAUCCAAUCCUAGGAGCAGAGGGGUGAAAAACACAGAAACCAUACAACAGAAAAUUCUCCAUCAACAAGCGCUCUACACUUGCAGUGACUGGGGAACUGUUAUUGAAUAUCAUAGAAUCCACACAGAAGAGAAGCCCUUCAACUGCUCUGUUUGUGGGAAAAGCUUCAGUGAGAGCUCAGAUCUUGUUAAACAUUGGAGAAUCCACACAGGGGAGAAACCCUUCAGCUGCUCUGACUGUGGUAAAAGUUUCAGUUGGAACUCACAUCUUGAUACACACAGGAGAAUCCACACGGGGGAGAAACCCUUCGGCUGCUCUGACUGUGGGAAAAGCUUCAGUCAGCAGUCAAGUCUCAUUAGACAUAAGAGAAACCACACAAGAGAAAAACCUUUCAGUUGCUGUGAUUGCGGGAAAAGCUUCCGUGAGAGUUUACAACUUAUUAGACACAGGACAAUCCACACUGGAGAGAAACCCUUCAGCUGCUCUGACUGUGGGAAAAGCUUCAGUAAGAGGUCAGACCUUGUUACACAUAGGCGAAUCCACACAGGGGAGAAACCUUUCACCUGCUCUGACUGUGGGAAAAGCUUCCGUGGGCGCUCACACCUUGUUAAACAUAGGAGAAUCCACACAGGAGAGAAACCUUUCAACUGCUCUGAUUGUGGGAAAAGCUUCAGUUGGAGCUCACAUCUUGUUACACACAGGAGAAUUCAUACAGGGGAGAAACCUUUCAACUGCUCUGACUGUGGGAAAAGCUUCAGUAGGAGCUCACAUCUUGUUACACACAGGAGAAUCCACACAGGGGAGAAACCGUUUAGCUGCAGUGAUUGUGGGAUAAGUUUCAGUAGGAGCUCACAUCUUGUUACACAUAGGAGAAUCCACACAGGAGAGAAACUCUUAGACUGCUCUGACUAUGGGAAAAGCUUGAGUCAGGACUCAAGUCUUACCAAUCAUCAUACAAUCCACCCAGGAGAAUCAUAGAUUCAUAAAAUAAAAUAAUAGAAAACUAGAAGAGACUUCAAGAGGUCAUCAAGUACAGUCCCCUGCCCUCAUGGGAGGUCCAAGUAUCUUGUCAUCCCUGAUAGAUGUCUAUCUAAUUUCUCUUAGAUAUCUUCAAUGAUGGAGAUUCUGCAAUUUCCUUAAGCAAUUUAUUCCAGUUUUCAGCCACCCUCACAGUUAAAAGUUUUUCCUAAUGUCCAUCCUAAACCUCCCUUGCUGCAAUUUAAGUCCAUGCCUUCUCCUCUCAUCAGAGAUCAAGAACAAUGUUUUCCCCUCCUCCUUGUAACAUCCUUUUAGGUACUUGAAAACUGCUAUCAUAGCCCCUCCCAGUCUUCUCUUUUCUAUACUAAAACCCAGUUCAGUCUUCCCUCAUAGGUCAUGUCUUCGAGACAUUUAAUGAUUUUUGUUGCUCUUCUCUGGCCUCUAUUUCUCCGCAUCUUUCUUGAAGUCAUGUGCCCAGAACUGACCACGUUACUCCAGCUGAGGCCUAAUCAGCAUAGAGUAGAGCAGAAGAAUUGCUUCUCAUGUCUUACUCAUAACAUUCCUGUUAAUGUAACCCUAUAACUUUGCCAACUGCAGGAAAAUGUUCAUUCAGAGCUCAGAACUUGUUAGACACAGGAGACUCCAUACAAGAGAGAAACCCUAUG